UGGGCGGCCCCGGAGCCGCGGGAAGAGGCUUAAGCUGAGUUCUGGCCUGCUUGACCUGGGGACUUCAGGAGUGAACCUCCUUGGGCUUCCAGCCUCCAGAACCACGGCCUCUGUUCAGGACUGGGGUCCUUGUCCCCAGAAGCCAUGGGUCGGAUCUCUGGGCUCGUGCCCUCUCGGUUCCUGACACUCUUGGCUCAUCUGGUGAUUGUCAUCACCUUGUUCUGGUCCAGGGAAAGCAACAUCCAAGCCUGCCUGCCUCUCAGGUUCACCCCCGAGGAGUAUGAGAAGCAGGACGUCCAGCUGGUGGCCUCUCUCUGUCUCACCCUGGCCCUCUUUGCAGUGGAGCUGGCCGGCUUCCUCUCAGGAGUUUCCAUGUUCAACAGCACCCAGAGCCUCCUCUGUAUCCUUUAUGCCUGCCCACCGUCUCCAUGUGACUCACAGCCAUCACAACUCUUUCUAGCUACCUCAGGCCUUUCUGGCACAAAAGUCUCUGAACUAGGUGGCAAGCCGAAUCUCUCCAGGUGCGGUAACACCCAUUAUUUGAGAAUGGGGUGGAAAGUCUCUCCCAAAUCUGAAGGUUUUCCCCACCCAGCUUUUUCCUCGCCGUCCCGGCUGUCACUGAAACGGCAUUAUUCAUCGCUGUCUUUGGGCUGAAAAAGAAACCUUUUUGAUCAUGAUGAUGGGAACGUAGAGAGAAGGCUGGACAACGGGUGAGCCUCCCAGGUUCCUGGAAGAAGGAAGGCAUAGACUUCACCACUCAUCGGCCCCUCCCAGCUGCUUCUGUUAGCGGAUGAUGGAGUUGGAAUAAUUAUUUCUCAAAUCUUGGAUUCUAAUUUUUCAUUUAUAGUUUUGUAAUAAAAUCUAUUUUAUAGUAA
This is a messenger RNA of Nannospalax galili (Upper Galilee mountains blind mole rat), 875 nucleotides long. RefSeq names its product transmembrane protein 107 (gene Tmem107). The transcript is spliced from 5 exons. Gene Ontology annotation, biological process: protein localization to ciliary transition zone; non-motile cilium assembly. Lineage: Eukaryota; Metazoa; Chordata; Mammalia; Rodentia; Spalacidae. The coding region runs from base 145 to 654 and encodes 169 amino acids. The record is from RefSeq and is a predicted model, not a curated record. Gene Ontology annotation, cellular component: MKS complex.